Psilocybe cubensis is the source of this 1503-nucleotide messenger RNA. RefSeq lists its product as uncharacterized. Bases 1 to 1503 code for a protein of 500 amino acids. The record is from RefSeq and is a predicted model, not a curated record. NCBI's taxonomy places the organism in Eukaryota, Fungi, Basidiomycota, Agaricomycetes, Agaricales, Agrocybaceae. The transcript has 12 exons.
AUGGCGUCUAACAAAUUAGAAGGGCACAAAAGCGAGCAAGACGACAACGGAGUUGCAGAUGAUGACACUGGCAGUGAGCAAGACUACGAUAGAAACGAAGAGGAUGACAGUGGCCACGAUUCUAGUGAUGUCAACAGUAGCGAGAGCUCCGAGUCUCAAGAAAUUGCCCUGUUGACGCUUCAAGCGAAGUUGGAGAAGGUGGAUGCUACUCUUCUGGAUAUAAAUCAAUUGCGAGAGAGAGCAUUGUCUGAAAAUUGGGCAAACGAUGUAGAAGAGGCGUACAUCAGACGCCUAAAUGAAUCAGAAAUGUUGGCCAAGCGGCUAAUCACGAAGUUAAAGUCCAAAUUUUACAUAAUUCGCGGCCUCGGAAAACCUCCAAAUGUCGACGAUCAACUUGAAAAACUUCGUGAAGAAGUCAAAGAUCUACAACAUGAUUAUACUUUGGCAUCUGAGCUUCAGAAGCGAGUGGAUGCUCAGAGACAGUUGCUUAGCUCACAACCAAGGAAGAAAUUUCAACCAAAGCACAAGAGAAAGUUAUCAGAUCUCACGUUCGCUCGCAGUGUCUCUCCGUCUCCGAGUCAAAGUGAUACUUCCUCCCUCCAUCGCACUAUCAGGCCGCCUCUACAAACCGAGCGUUAUUUCAGCCGUGCUCUUCGGUCGAACCCAGACCCGCUGAACUCUCAACUCAAUUCUUCGCAAAAUGACAUUGGACCUUCUCAGACGACGCAGAAUCCAAGCCAUUAUAGACAACCUCCACAAAGGCGUGGCGAUGUACCCGAUGCAGCAAAUGCGGGUUCUGGUCUGCCCAAAAAGCGAUCGCUUUCUAGAUUGGUACAAGAUAAAUUCUCCAAUUUAACGAAAUCGAAAGAAGACAAGGCCGGUACAGGUUAUGUCCCAUCGCAGGAUACUAUCCAGAAUUCUUCGUCCCCAACUAACGAUGCCUCCGGAGAUCCUGCGCAAACGAGUCAACCUUUCAUUGAAAGGCACAUCUUGGAUCCUCGAGAACUCAAUCUGCUGCUAUCUGGAGGGGAAAAUUUAGUUCAACAAACGAACAGAGAGAUAUUGGAAAACUCUCAGGAUCGCCGUCAAGGGUUGUCGCCUCCACCUCGCCACACAUCUCUUCCACGUCGUGGCAUUCCAUCACCGCAGCGCCGAUCGGGAGGUAGGACUCUGAAUAUCCCAGUUGGUUCUCGCAAUGAUGAUGUUGGUGUCCAUGGCACCGAGAGCUCUCGACGCGUUGCUGACAGCGGAAGGGAGCAACCUUCUGUGUCAGCACAAAACGCCCACAGACUUCAACCACCCCCUGCACUUCGCUACACUUCAACGAAUAACUCUGCGAGAAGUGUGAAUUAUCGUCAACAAAUACCCCAGCAAGCUGAUUACGCUUCAGCAAUGGCUUCACUUCAGCUGUCCAGCGGAUUGCCUAACCCCUCGUCUCCCGCGGCUGCUGAUGAGCAAGAACCUCGGGAAUACAUCUCUCAUGACGAUAUAUACGACGAUUGA